AUGGACUUCUACCUUCGAUGCAAUGCUCUAAAAUGUCGUUCCCAAUUGAAGGAGCAAGCAGUCGUCACCACCUGUUCGCAUAUAUUUUGUCUUCCCUGCGCAGAUACUCUCGGUCUCUCGCGUCCCACCCACGGCGAGCGUCGCUGUCCAGCUUGCCAAACCGUGCUCGUGAAUCCGGACGACGCCGCAUCGACCGUCCUCAAUCCCUCUGAAGACUAUAAAACUAGCGUACUGAGUGGACUAGAUCCGAACACAAUUAUGGAAUGCGCUAGUCGAGCAUUAGUAUUCUGGGCUUAUCAGACCACGCAGGAGAUAUUCUACCAGGAGUAUCUUGGAAAGUCGCUUACGGAGAAAUACUCAACGCUGAAUACACAUAUGGACAGGGUGAUUCAUAAUGCAAAUACGGAGAUAUCAGCUCUUCAGGCCAAAUUGAACGACAUGCAAACAACAGAAGAGCAGCUUCGCAAAAAGAACCAGGAGCUUGUCGAUCUCUACCGAGAAAAGUGCAAGAAGUUCGCUCAGAUCACCAACCUGUACAACCUACUCAAGUCUCGUGCUAUGAGGUCGCAAAUGAAGACCGCUGCGUCGGACACUGUCUCACAAACUUUGAAUUUGCUCGGUAACUCGGGAAACGAGCCCUCAGUAUCAGGCUUGAGCAGACCGAUGGGUGUGUCGCGGCCGCCAGAAACUCCGGCAUCUCGUCAGGGCAAUCCGCACCCUGUCAGCCUGGAAGGGGUGGAACAGCUACACCGGCAUCAGCGGAGCGGAACUGGGAGCUCAAAAGGCGCAAAGCAAAAGGUUGAUGCCGCUGCGAUGCCACCGCCCACAGUGCCAGUGAACUUGAGAAACCGUAUGCCCCUCUCCAUCUAUUUCCGGUGA
Aspergillus viridinutans is the source of this 879-nucleotide messenger RNA. RefSeq lists its product as uncharacterized. Lineage: Eukaryota; Fungi; Ascomycota; Eurotiomycetes; Eurotiales; Aspergillaceae. The transcript is spliced from 4 exons. Gene Ontology annotation, cellular component: synaptonemal complex. The record is from RefSeq and is a predicted model, not a curated record. Gene Ontology annotation, molecular function: ubiquitin protein ligase activity. The coding region runs from base 1 to 879 and encodes 292 amino acids. Gene Ontology annotation, biological process: reciprocal meiotic recombination.